Lachancea dasiensis is the source of this 1806-nucleotide messenger RNA. Lineage: Eukaryota; Fungi; Ascomycota; Saccharomycetes; Saccharomycetales; Saccharomycetaceae. The record is from the annotation of a GenBank genome assembly.
AUGUCAGAAAGCUCAAUAAAAUCUUUACUAGACAUGGGGAUAACCCGUGAUGUAGCGAUUGAGGCCCUAGCAAAAACAAACGGAGAUGUUGAAGCCUCUGUGAACUACAUAUUCUCUGGGGAAUUGCCACAGCAGAGCUUUCACACGGAUACGGUUGAAAUUUCUCCUCAAUACCCAAAAGAGACAGAGUCUUAUCCACAAGUCAGGGAAACGGUUGAAUUUGUUGAAGAUGCUCAGGCUGAACCUGAUAUAAGUGCAUCUGACAGCGAAUCAGCCAAUUGGCUGGGUACUGCUGUGACAGUCGACGAACCCCAGAUCAAGAACUGCGUGGAUGAUCCACUUGUUGUUCAAAUGGGCACUCCAAACGCCCUCAUGGAAAACUACUUCGCUAUAUUUUGUCUAGUUGUGGGCUAUGGAUUUCCUUGUAUUUUUUUGAAGCCCGACUUCAAAGACCUAGUAUGCGGGAACGAUUGGUAUAAGGGCCAUUUCUCGAGGCCAAAAUACAGGAUUAGACAUGGCCCUGAUGAUACAACUGAUAUCAUUGCACAGGAAGAAUUGACAGGCCAAGAUAAUUUGGCCCUGCAACCCGAACUCUUGUGGCAAUUUCAAAGAAUGCUAGCCGUUCAAAUUUCUUCCAACUGUCAAAGAAAGUUUGUCGAAGCUAGGUUCUUUGCCAAGGUUCUAGAACCUCAAGUUAUUGACAAGCUCAACAACUGCGAACACUUACAUGACGUUUUGCCUACUUUUAUCAAAAGUUUAGCUACGGAUUUAGAGCUCUGUCCCCAAAUAUCAUCUGCGCGAGAACUCUUCAUUUCUUCAGCAUACUAUAAACCUCCAUCAGAGCCUGAGCCAAUAGAAACACUUGUCUCUUUGUUACAUUUCAUGCCAGAAGAAUACGAAUCAAAUCUUUACAAAAUGUUCAAUGCACUUCUGUAUCCAGAUAGUGAUCCCGAUGAAGAAUCAGAGGAGAUACAUAAUUCCCUGGGUAAUCUUGCUCCUUUGAUCACAAUUGUUUUUGAUGAGAUGGACGAAGGAACCGAAAAUGUAAAUAUUUCCAACGGGGUAGAAGUACCGCUCAAAUUUUAUCCUCAACUGUACACUGAAAAAGCUAAAAAACUCUUGAUCAACGACGUACUUUCAAGGUCGCGAGCUGCAGAAAUUGAGGCUCGGAAGGUUCUGCGCGAUUUGAACGAUCUUAAGAGUUUCCAAGGAAAACAUAUUCACUCUUUUCUGAACAGUUCGUUGGACUUCAUUUCGAGAGAUUCAAGCUCCUCUGACGACCCGAAUAUUGCGAAUCUCUUGGGGUCAUUGCAAAAUGUGAAGGAAGACCUCUCCGUGUUAAAAACCAACAAGAUGGCAGAAUAUAAAGCUCUCACUAACAAAAUCCAUAACGAAUGGAAUCUUUCCCACCCUGAGCUGGGAUUGAUAGAGUCUGCGACUGCCAUCGGAAUUAUAGAUGAGCCGUAUCUCCUUACUAGUGCUGUUAUGUCGCCUGCAGACUAUUUUCUUCGCCAGCCCGAAGGCCAAUGGCAUCACGUCCAGUACAAGCCAAAUUUGAAUGAUACUAACGUGACCAAGGUUUUUCCUCAGGAUGUCAUACACGCAAUUCGCUCUCAAACAAGGUCUGCUUCAGAAUCACCACUGAUGUUCACCUACUUCAAAGAGAGUGUUAUUGAAGAUGUUGCCACGGUUCAGAGUGCAGCAGCGCACAAUACAGGUGUUAGAAAUUUUGCUAUUCAUGAUCAAGAUAUCUUAAACCCCCUCAUGAAUCCUAAUGCAAGCAAAGAAGAUCUCAUCGAUUUCUAA